Messenger RNA from Argentina anserina (silverweed cinquefoil), 3042 nucleotides. RefSeq lists its product as uncharacterized. Bases 1 to 3042 code for a protein of 1013 amino acids. The record is from RefSeq and is a predicted model, not a curated record. The transcript is spliced from 3 exons. NCBI's taxonomy places the organism in Eukaryota, Viridiplantae, Streptophyta, Magnoliopsida, Rosales, Rosaceae.
AUGGUGUGGCAUCAUCUUCGAGAUAAUGGUUUCAUCAAGAAGUAUAAGGUUUGGGAGAAGCAUGGUGAGGUUGCUGGUUGUAUAGAUUUAGUGGAUCAAAAUGUAAACAUUAAUUAUAUGGAGGAUGAUAUGGUUAGACUUGUUCAGGAAGCUUUAGGAGGUGGUAAUAGAAAUGCAAAUGAUCAUCAUGAUGUGGAGGGGAACUUUUCAGCGGCAUGUUUAGGGCCUAACGAGUCUACAAAGAACUUGUUAAAGCUUCUAGAAGGUGCGAGCCUUCCAUUGUACCCUGGUUCUACAAAACACACUGCCUUAUCAUUUGUGGUUCGGCUUCUACAAGCAAAGGUUCUCCAUGGUUGGUCAGACAACUCUUUUAAAACUUUAUUGGGAAUAUUAGAGGAAUCAAUGCCAGAUGAGACGAUAUUGCCUAAGUCGUUUUAUGAAGCUCAAAAGUUAGUGGAAGAUCUGGGGUUCUCCUUCUACACAAUAGACGCAUGCCCCAAUAGUUGUAUGUUGUUUAGAGGUGAUGACAUUAAUUUGGAUGAAUGCAGAGUGUGUAAGGCAUCUCGAUGGAAAGAGAUUAGUGGAGAUGCAAUGGGUUGUGCAGCAAAUGUGAAACGAAAAGCAACCAAACAAGCGAGAUAUUUUCCUUUAAAACCACGUUUACAAAGGUUGUUUAUGUGUUCACAAACAACAAAGCUUAUGAGGUGGCAUGGAGAGGAAAGAACCAAUGACGGAGUGUUCAGACAUCCUGCUGAUUCUCUUGCAUGGAAAGAUUUUGAUGAGAAAAACACAACCUUUGCAGCAGACAUUCGCAAUGUAAGGCUUGGGUUGGCAUCAGAUGGAUUCAAUCCAUUCAGGACUAGAGACAUAAUUCAUAGUACUUGGCCUAUUAUCUUGGUUCCAUAUAACUUACCACCAUUGAUGUGCAUGAAGCAGCCCUUCAUAUAUCUGUCAGUUCUUAUUGAUGGCCCUAAAGGACCUGGAGAUAACAUUGAUGUCUACAUGCAGCCUCUUAUUGAAGAACUGAAAGAGUUGUACGAAGAUGGUGUAGAAACAUUUGAUUCAUUCAGCAAUGAAAUGUUUCAAUUGCGUGCUGCUUUGUUAUGGACAAUUAAUGAUUUCCCUGCUUAUGCCAACUUAUCGGGGUGGAGUACAAGUGGUAAAUAUGCUUGCCCCUCGUGCAACUCUGAAAGUGGUUACGAGCGGCUGAUCCAUGGAAGUAAGGGUUCAUACAUGUCUCAUAGACGCUGGUUAUCGUAUGAUCAUAGGUACAGAUCAGACCCAACAGCUUUUAACGGAAGUACGGAGUAUAGGUUCAAGCCGAGAACAUUAUCUGGUGUUGAGCGUCUUGCACAAAUGGAAUCUGAUGGUGUUCUUACACAAUACAAGAUACAAGAUAUGGAGAGAAGGCAUGUGAUUGGGGUACGAAGACUGAAAUUAGAACUUUCGAAGAAGCAACAUAAUUGGAGGAAGAAAAGCAUAUUAUAUGAGCUGCCAUAUUGGAAACACAACUUGCUGCAACACAACAAAGACGUAAUGCAUAUUGAAAAGAACUUUGCCGACAAUGUUAUUUUCACCAUAUUAGGAGUUGUUGGAAAGUCAAAAGACAAUUUAAAUUCUCGUCGCGAUCUAGAGCGUAUGGAAAUUAGAAGGCAAUAUCAUCUAAAGAGGACAGAGUCCGGGCAAGAGUAUGCUGAUCCUGCAGAGUUCGAGAUGAAUAAUAAGGGGAAAGAUCUUUUCCUCUCAGGCUUGGCAGCAACAAGGAUGCCAGAAGGGGCUGCUUCAAAUAUAGCACGUCGUGUAAAUCUACGUGAUCGUAGUAUUAGAAGUCUAAAGAGCCAUGAUAACCACAUCAUGUUGCAGCAGCUUAUUCCUUUAUUCAUACGAAGUUCUUUACCUGCGAAUGUGGUGCAACCAUUAAUUGAUGUGGGGAAUUUUUUUAAGCAAUUAUGCUCUUUGGAAAAUUCUGCGGCAGACCUUCAAGCAUUGCGAGAUCGUAUUGUGUUGACACUUUGUGAACUUGAGAAGAUAUUCCCACCAUCUUUUUUCGAUAUAAUGGAGCAUCUACCAGUUCACUUAGUUGAUGAAGCUUUAGUUGCUGGUGCUGUAAUAUUCCGUUGGAUGUAUCAUAUAGAAAGGUACCUACUAACCUUGAAGGAAUAUGUGCGGAACCGAGCCUAUCCUGAAGCAUCAAUAGCUAAAUGCUACUUAAUGGAAGAGUGCAUGAACUUCUGCACUCAGUACCUCAAUGAUGUGGAAAGCAAGUUUAAUAGACCACUGAGGAAAAAAGAUGAUGAUGAUGAUGUGAAUAAGGGAAAAGAUAUGGUUCUUGAGGAGAUUACACGAGUACAAGCUCAUCGUUGGAUCUUAUUCCACACGGAAGCAGUCACACCCUUCCUUAAUGAACAUCUUACUGCCAUUCAAAGAGAUUAUCCUUCUGCAGAUGAACAAAGUGUUCAACAAGUUCAUUUUAGGGAAUUCGCAGCAUGGUUCAAGGAACAUGUUAGGAGUUUGCAACGAUCAUCAAGUGUUAUGUUAUCAGAUGAAAUAGUUGAUUUGUCUAAUUCUCCUAUGCCAACAGUAAAGAGGUUCAAUUCAUACAAAGUCAAUGGUUUUAUGUUCCGCGUGAAGAGUCUUGAUAGUCACCGCACUACACAGAAUAGUGGUGUAUCCCUAAUACAAGAUAAUAGGGAGUCUUUACCAUACUAUGGGAGAUUGACUGACAUUAUCAAAGUCACAUAUUCCAUUGAUGUCAAGUAUGUUAUAUUUAAGUGUGAUUGGGUUAAUCCACGUACUGGCAUAAAGUUUGAUAGCUUUAAAUUCCCUUUAGUGAACUUCAAGCGUUUGUUGUACAAGAAUGACAGAAUAGGGGAUGAACCUUUCAUUUUAGCAUCACAAGCUCAUCAAGUUUGGUAUGCUCCAGAUCCUUCAGGGAAAGACUGGUUGAAUGUUGCAAGGAUGCCUACAAGAGACUUAACUCAUGUACAAACAAAGAAGAAUACAUGGCCUAGUGGUUCAAGUCCGAUGGAAGUGGAUGAGUGA